Apodemus sylvaticus (European woodmouse) is the source of this 1251-nucleotide messenger RNA. RefSeq names its product MAK16 homolog (gene Mak16). NCBI's taxonomy places the organism in Eukaryota, Metazoa, Chordata, Mammalia, Rodentia, Muridae. The record is from RefSeq and is a predicted model, not a curated record. Gene Ontology annotation, biological process: maturation of 5.8S rRNA; maturation of LSU-rRNA. The transcript has 10 exons. Gene Ontology annotation, cellular component: preribosome, large subunit precursor; nucleolus. The coding region runs from base 76 to 966 and encodes 296 amino acids.
CGGAAGUGGCUCUCCGGAAGAAGCGUGGCUGCUUUCCCGGGACAACCUAACGCAGCGAGCUGACCCGCCGGGACCAUGCAGUCGGACGACGUUAUCUGGAAUACACUAGGAAACAAGCAAUUUUGUUCCUUCAAAAUAAGAACCAAGACUCAGGGCUUUUGCAGAAAUGAAUACAGUCUGACGGGUCUGUGCAAUCGGUCAUCCUGUCCCCUGGCAAAUAGUCAGUAUGCUACCAUUAAAGAAGAGAAAGGACAGUGCUACCUGUACAUAAAGGUUAUAGAACGAGCAGCUUUUCCUCGGCGUCUCUGGGAACGGGUACGACUUAGUAAAAACUAUGAGAAAGCACUGGAACAAAUAGAUGAAAAUUUGAUUUACUGGCCCCGCUUUAUCCGACACAAAUGUAAGCAGAGGUUUACCAAGAUAACCCAGUACCUGAUUCGAAUCAGAAAACUUACACUGAAGCGACGGAAGAAGCUUGUUCCUUUGAGUAAAAAGGUUGAACGAAGGGAAAAACGAAGAGAGGAAAAAGCAUUAAUAGCUGCCCAGCUGGACAAUGCUAUUGAGAAGGAGUUGCUGGAGAGACUGAAACAAGAUACGUAUGGCGACAUAUACAACUUCCCCAUCCAUGCCUUCGACAAGGCCCUAGAGAAACAGGAAGCAGAAAGUGACUCUGAAGAUGAAGAAGAGGAGGAGGAGGAGGAAGAUGAAGAAGAGGAUGUGGGGAAGAGAGAGUUUGUAGAAGAUGAUGAGGUAGAGGAGAGUGACCUGAGUGAUUUUGAGGAUAUGGAUAAGCUGAAUACUGACAGUGGAGAAGACCAGGAUGACGAAUCCUCUGAAGAAGAGGCUCAUAAGGCCAAACACAAAGGCAAAGCACCCUUGAAAGGACCUUUGCGGAAGAAGCGGGCCUAUGUGGAAAUAGAGUAUGAACAGGAGACAGAGCCCAUGGCCAAAGGCAGAACCACAUGAGCUCCCUUCACACCUUUUAUCCUGAAACAGUCCACACUGGCUGCUGGGCUCUUUUGUAUUCUAUUUCCUAAAGUUAUUUUGUUACAGAAAGUUAUUUAUAUUGUUAUCUUCAGUGGAGCAGAUAUCUGGAAUGAAUCUGAAAGAGCCUUGAAUUGUAAGGAGUAUUUUUAUAACACAUGUGCUGUGACAGCUUGAGACCAAGGAACCUAACAGAUGACUUCUUGGAACUGAAAUGGCACUAGCUGUAAAUAUCUAAAUUACAAGUGCUGAAUUCUCUCCUCCCAA